Messenger RNA from Colletotrichum higginsianum IMI 349063, 369 nucleotides. RefSeq lists its product as uncharacterized. The transcript has 2 exons. The coding region runs from base 1 to 369 and encodes 122 amino acids. Lineage: Eukaryota; Fungi; Ascomycota; Sordariomycetes; Glomerellales; Glomerellaceae. The record is from RefSeq and is a predicted model, not a curated record.
AUGUGCCGUGUUCGGGAUCCCGGGCAACAAAAGAUCGGUGAUGGUCCAACCCACCGGAUCGAACCAAGUGUCCCGAGAGAGAAAAAUUCCGUCAAAGUCAACAUGCCAGGUUGGAUGGAUGCACGAGGCACGACACUGCCAGCAGCAAAAUCGGCCGUCGACAAGCAAAACAAACAACCUCCUACCACUCCACCGGCUACGCUCUGUGCCUUACAUAACUUGCAGCACUUCUCCCUGCGCAGUAAGGUCAAGCCUGGUUAUGGAGAUGGAGAUGCGCAUGGAAAUGGUCGACGGACUCUCCCACUCCCCAGUUAUCCCGCACAAGGCCCUGCCAAGUUCAGACGCGAGAAAUGGACCAGUGUCCACUGA